Molecule: messenger RNA, 1998 nt
Organism: Manis javanica (Malayan pangolin)
Lineage: Eukaryota; Metazoa; Chordata; Mammalia; Pholidota; Manidae
Gene: SMIM15
Product: small integral membrane protein 15
Source: RefSeq, a predicted model, not a curated record
GGGGGUCUGGGUCCGCUGUCCCGGCUGCCAUGUAGGAGCCCCUGGUGCGGCCACCUCGUGGUUGUGCCUCGGUGCCGGGCGGAGGCGACGCCGCGUCGCCGGUGCGAGGUGUGGCGCGGCCGUGCCUGGCUUCCUGGGGCCACCCGUCUCGGAGCCUCGCCAGGCCCGCUCUCGCCAGGCCGGACCCGGGACCGGAGGCCGCUGGCGGUGAGGAGGGAGAGUAGUAUGAGCAAACGGGGAACGUAAAGGAGUGGCGGCGCUUCCAGCUGGGACGUGCCGUCGGCUGGCCCGGUCAGCCCCUUGCUGAAGGAGGAAGAGUAGUACUUAUUCUUCAAGUGUGGAAGACGCGCGCGUUUGGGUCGGAAAUUGAGGUGCAGGGGAGCGCUUCGCCCAGAAGUGUAUGGUAGAGCUGAAAAAGACAACCGACCAAGGGUGGCCUAAAACUGUAACUGGCUCUCUGAUAAUCCCAGGACAAGAUCACUGUUCAGUCAUAAGACCACUACAAAAAUGUUUGACAUAAAGGCUUGGGCUGAGUAUGUUGUGGAAUGGGCUGCAAAGGACCCAUAUGGCUUCCUUACAACAGUUAUUUUGGCCCUUACUCCACUAUUUCUAGCAAGUGCUGUAUUGUCCUGGAAAUUGGCCAAGAUGAUUGAAGCCAGGGAAAAGGAGCAAAAGAAGAAACAAAAACGUCAAGAAAAUAUUGCAAAAGCUAAACGACUAAAAAAGGAUUGAAGGAAUGAACAGGCUCUGCCACCAAAGGAAAAUUUGGAAAAUUAUGCAGAUUUGGAGGGACUCAUCAAGGUUUCUUUUCUGGAUUUUAUGGCAGUAUUAUUUAGUAAAUGAAGUCUGAGUAUAUGGAAGAAUCAUGUUAGUUCUGACCUCUACUAUAGCAAGUUUUAGGCCUCAAUGUAGAAGUCUGUUGACAAUUAUUGUAAAUUGGCAUUUAUUGUGCUAUAAAUUGUUUAUAACUAAGUCGUUUGGCAUUUUGCAGCUUAAGUACUGAGAUGAAGACAUCCUGUGGAGAAAAAUGACUUUAGGUGAUAAACUCUAUUCCAGUAAUGGUUUAAAUAAGGUCCUGUUCUGGACAAAAGCAAUUAAUGUAAAAAUCAGAAUUGUCCUGAGGUAAAAAGUGUGCUUAGAUGUAUAUAUUAUAUCUUUUAUCAUUAUUGCUUAUUUCUUGGAAUAGAAUCAUUUCUGGCUUUCUCAGAGUUCAAGAAUAUUAAUGAGUGCUUCUAUUUUCUGCAUUUUUCUCAUUUAGCCUUUAAUCAUCAGACAUUCUGCAAUUUUUAAACAGAUCUAACUUUAUAAAGAAUUCUCUAAUUAUCUUGACUAUAUAGAAUACCACCCAGUGGAUGUUACCGUUUUUGUACUUAUAAACGGUGCCAUUUUCUUAGAGAUGGCUUGCUGACUAGAGUAGCACUAUGAUUUAAAGCCUGCAGUAAAAAUGCCAAGUCUUGUAGGACCUUAGAACCAGUUUCUUCUUAUUUGUGCUAAGUAGAAAUGUGAAGCAGUUGAAAGAACAUUUGCUGAUUACAUACAUUUUUGUUUUUUAUUCGAUUCUUUGUUUUAACUAAUACAGUAGUGAUUUGCUGUACUUUCUGAUUAAACAGGUUCACAGUAAAAAUUUCAAAUUUCUCUUAUGGAACUCCUAAAGAGUAACAGCCAAGUCACAUUUUAUAAGUGGUAAAGACAACAUUUGGAAAAAUUUUGUUCAGCAUAGUAAGUGGGUGAAAAAUGUAAAUGUCAGUGAGAAUGUGUCAUAAUUAGAAAUAAAGAGUUAAAGGAUAGUUCCUUCAGUUAAGUAGUAUAACUAACUUUUUACUAUUAAACAUGGCUUUUAUAAAUGCAUGGUCCAAUAAUUUUAUUCACUGUCAGUAUUUAAUAGCUUAUUAAGCUUUUCUUACCUCUGAUAAUUUUAAAUUACAGAAAGCUGUCCAAUAGCAUUAAUUUAAAAAUGAAACUAGGUACUGAAAUAAAUUUGAUACUUUUUUAUAAAGA